AUGAAUGGCUAUGUUUUAGCGAAGAAGAUUUUACGGGCAGGAUAUUAUUGGUUAACUAUGGAGCAAGAUUGCUUUUGCUUUGUUCACAAGUGUCAUCAGUGUCAAAUUCAUGGUGAUUUGAUUCACUCGCCACCUUCAGAGCUGUAUCCUAUGUCUGCUCCUUGGCCAUUCAUUGCUUGGGGCAUAGAUGUAAUCGGUCCAAUAGAACCAAAAGCUUCUAAUGGGCAUCGAUUCAUACUGUCCAUCAUCACAGACAAUGCAACCAAUCUCAAUAGUCAUCUAAUGAAGAAGGUUUGCGAGCGAUUCAAGAUUGUGCAUCAUCAUUCUACCCCUUAUCGUCCCAAAGCAAAUGAAGUCGUUGAAGAAGCGAACAAGAAUAUUAAAAAGAAGUUGAAAUUCCCUCACUUCAUUGUUGAAGUCGAGAUUGACGAUACUGAAUGGGUUAAGUCUAGACAAGAACAAUUAUCAUUAAUAGAUGAAAAAAGGUUGACGAUAGUUUGCUUUGGCCAAUUAUACCAGCAGAGGAUGGCGCGAGCUUACAAUAAGAAGGUUUUUCUGCAAAGCACAUGUGUAUUCAAGAAUGAAAUCCCAUCUUCAGUCAGAAUAAAGAAGAAUGAUCAGUUUGAAGAUAGUUAG
Capsicum annuum is the source of this 636-nucleotide messenger RNA. RefSeq lists its product as uncharacterized. The coding region runs from base 1 to 636 and encodes 211 amino acids. Gene Ontology annotation, molecular function: nucleic acid binding. The transcript is spliced from 4 exons. Lineage: Eukaryota; Viridiplantae; Streptophyta; Magnoliopsida; Solanales; Solanaceae. Gene Ontology annotation, biological process: DNA integration. The record is from RefSeq and is a predicted model, not a curated record.